UCUGGCUCAAUUCUUUCCCUCUUGACAGUCUCUUCGCGCCUGGGCACCAACUCCGAUAUCCUCAAGACCAAACCCUCAUCUUUCAACCUCAAAAUGGGUCGUCGUCCAGCAAAGUGCUACCGUUACUGCAAGAACAAGCCUUUCCCUAAAUCACGAUACAACCGUGGUGUCCCCGACCCCAAAAUUCGUAUCUUCGAUCUUGGAAGGAAAAAAGCAAAUGUCGACGACUUCCCAUUCUGUGCUCACUUAGUCUCCAACGAGAAGGAGCAACUUUCCUCCGAGGCCCUCGAAGCUGCUCGUAUUACUUGCAACAAAUACGUCACCAAGACCUCCGGAAAGGAUUCAUUCCAUCUUCGUGUUCGGGCCCACCCCUUCCACGUUGUCCGAAUCAACAAGAUGUUGUCCUGUGCUGGUGCAGAUCGACUUCAGACCGGUAUGCGUGGUGCUUGGGGUAAACCUUACGGAACCGUCGCCCGUGUCAACAUUGGUCAAAUCUUGCUCAGUGUCCGAUGCAAAGACAGCAACAAGGCUGUUGUCAUGGAGGCUUUGAGGAGAGCUCAAUACAAGUUCCCUGGACAGCAAAAGAUCAUCGUGUCCAAGAAGUGGGGUUUCACCGACUUGGCCCGUGAUGAAUUUGUCAGGCUCCGUGAUGAAGGCCGAAUCAGAAAUGAUGGUGCCUAUGUUCAGUUCCACAAAGCCGCCGGUGACGUUCUUACCAACUUGUCACGGGGUGCCCCUUCUCUCUGCCAAGAAUGAGAAUGUAUCGUCACUUUCUUCCGCCGCCUGUAUUCUACGUGUCCGGUCUAUGCUACCCCCAUGCAAUAUCCAUCGCCGGCUUCCAUAAUAUGCAAAUGACGGUGUUCCGAACACCCACUGUUUUCACCCACCCCUCCGGGUCCUCGAUCUUGCCUACAUUCACCUCCAUAUCAUACCACGUUCUUUCCUUUACCAUUCCAUCCCAAUCCAAUCCCGUUUAAAUCUUGCUUCCCAUGUCUUCGGACAACUCCAUGGGAAAACAAGGGGAAACGCGGGAGAAAUCAACUCGGGCGUAUUGGUUGAACCUUCGGGUUCGAUCUAUACCGUCUGACUAUGAUUUUGCUCGUCUCUGUCGCUAUCCACCAGUGUCGGCUUCACAGCAUAGUCACAUUGCCUCGCUUCCACUCUUUAUCACACUUUCCCUGUACCUUUCCUCGGUCCCUGUCUCCCAAUGCAAUUUUAACCCUCGCUUUUACCACGCU
Molecule: messenger RNA, 1238 nt
Organism: Melampsora larici-populina 98AG31
Lineage: Eukaryota; Fungi; Basidiomycota; Pucciniomycetes; Pucciniales; Melampsoraceae
Exons: 5
Coding region: 94-756 (220 amino acids)
Biological process (GO): translation; ribosomal large subunit assembly
Cellular component (GO): cytosolic large ribosomal subunit; ribosome
Molecular function (GO): structural constituent of ribosome
Source: RefSeq, a predicted model, not a curated record